This is a messenger RNA of Prorocentrum cordatum, 303 nucleotides long. NCBI's taxonomy places the organism in Eukaryota, Dinophyceae, Prorocentrales, Prorocentraceae. The record is from the annotation of a GenBank genome assembly.
AUGGUGGGCUCUUGGGAGGACGAGGAGGGCGUGGCGUUGCGCGUCGAAGCGGAGGGCGGCGAGCGCGUGGAGGGGGGCGGGCCCGAGGUGCUGCUCCAGGUGUUCGCGCGAACGGAGUCUAGCCGCCGACAGGUGCUCCCGGUGUUCGACGAGGACACUUGCUCACGCAUGCUUCUCAUGGAGUUGGAUGGGGAAAGGAACGUCUGGAAGCUGGACGGGAAAGCGUGUAAGCAGGACGUGCUCGUCUGGAGGUUGCUCGGCGAGGACCGGGCUGAGACAUGGCGCCGUCUGCAGGAUGUCUAG